AUGGAAAAUGGCCAGGAUGAAUCUGAUGAUUCAACACAGCUGAUUCUUCGAAGAAAGGGAUUGAGAGACCUGCAAGCCCUGCAUUUUCCGCACCGGGCCACUUUGCGCAUUGUUUCCCUCUCCCACAACGCUUUGGAAGAUCUUGGUCCAAUUUCAACACUUCCGUGCUUGGAGGAGUUGAAUGUCAACCAGAACCGGUUAGGUGACCUCAGCGCAGUGUGCGCUUGUCCCCUGCUCAAGGUCUUGCUGGCUGCCAACAACCGGGUUACAACAGUAGGGGGACUGGAAGAACUUCCACGGCUCAGAAGACUGUCGCUUUACAGCAACCUUCUUCCGGAUUUAGACACGUUGAUCGAACAUUUGAGCAGAUUUCCACAGUUGGCCGCGCUGGACCUUGGCGGGAAUCCUUGCUUCCAGGACAUCGCUCACAGGCACGGGGUCGUGAGAGCCCUGCCAGGUCUCAAAGAACUGGAUGGGGAUGUGCUUGCCGGCGUCGAUAGGCAGCUUGCCGCGGAGUUCUUUGCUUGUGCAGAGGAAGUGGGUUUGGAGAGGCGGCCCGGCAGUUCCUACGGCCUUCGCCCGAAGACAGCUCCUGUCCUCCCAGAUGCCUCGCCACCAGCCCGAAGCACAGGCCGCACCAGGUCCAGCUCAAGACCACGGUCCCGCAGCAGCUCCAGGCCGCGAUCUGGUUCGCCACAAGUUGGGCCGGAGCCGGCAUUGACCGUGCCGUCAGCUUCGGAGAAUGCCUGGGAGGACGUCGAAAAGUAUCAAGAAUAUACCAAGGCCUUGCAGCUACGCCUGCAAACAACCCAGGUCGAAUGCGAGAAUCUGCAGAAGCAAGUCCAAAGUCUGCGCCGUGAGGCCAAAGAGCCGAUUCUCGGCACAGCUGCGCUGCGAGAUCGUCUUCGUGAAUUGGAAGAUGCCAAUAAGACUAUGCAUGAGACAGCAGCCAAGAGCCGACAACUGCGGGUCCAGCUCGAGGAGAAGGAGGCUGAACUCCUGCGCAGGAAGCAAAUGCUUGGGAGUGAUCGUCCAGGAACGGGCGCUGCAUCAGCAAGGCCACGAACUGCACAGGCAGCCGUCGAAUCAGUGCUGCUCACCUCGCAACCUGUGACACUGGAGGGCUACAAAGCCCGCUGCAGCGCCCUCAAGCGUGAGGUGGAGUUUGAAAGAGAGCGAACCCUACAAUUGCGAGCAAAACUAUGCUCCGAGAUAUUGGGUCGAGACAUUAGCCCGCCUCCAAGCACCAGGAGUUGA
This is a messenger RNA of Symbiodinium pilosum, 1257 nucleotides long. Lineage: Eukaryota; Dinophyceae; Suessiales; Symbiodiniaceae. The record is from the annotation of a GenBank genome assembly.